This is a messenger RNA of Diaporthe amygdali, 621 nucleotides long. RefSeq lists its product as uncharacterized. NCBI's taxonomy places the organism in Eukaryota, Fungi, Ascomycota, Sordariomycetes, Diaporthales, Diaporthaceae. The record is from RefSeq and is a predicted model, not a curated record. The transcript is spliced from 3 exons. Bases 1 to 621 code for a protein of 206 amino acids.
AUGCUCGCAAACGCACCCCAAGCCUCACACACCACCACAAUCCUCUUCUUCGCGCUAAUCCUGAUCGCCUUCUUCCCAGGAAUAUUCCACUACCUCUGGACACUCCCGCUCAGCCUAAUCUUCUCCUCCUCAACAACACCAACAUACAACGGCGGCGGCCCAGCAGCAGACAUCAGGAUGGGCUCGUGGUACCAGAAGCAGUUCACACUCCCCAGCAAGUCGAGGGGCUCAUACCUGAUCACGGACCACGUCGUCAGCUCGCUGCCCGAGCUGAAGCAGUACAAGGUUGGCCUGCUGAACCUCUUUGUCCAGCACACGAGCUGCGCGCUCAGCCUGAACGAGAACUGGGACGACGACGUUCGUGCCGACAUGAGCGAUGCGCUGGACCGGAUAGCACCUGAGGAGGGGCCAAAGGGGGAGGAACUGUACCGCCACUCUGCUGAGGGCCCGGACGACAUGCCGGCUCAUAUCAAGUCGGCGCUAGUCGGUGCAUCAGUGACGAUACCAAUCCGAGACGGGAAAUUGGCCACAGGUACCUGGCAAGGGAUCUGGUAUCUCGAAUUUCGAGCAAUGAAGCACCAGAGACGUGUUGUCGCAACGAUCCAAGGAGAGAAGGCAUAG